AUGGCGACAGCAAAUCCGAUAGAAGAUCUCUUAUCCACUGACAUAGAUGAGAGUGAAGUGAGUGCGUUUGUUGGAUCUCUGGAGUCACGAUUAGCUUCUCCAACUCACAAAGACAUCUCCCACCAAAUUACAGACUCUUCUGUGAACAGUAACCAUAUCAGCAAUGUGCUAAAUGUCUCAACCGCUACAUGUAGUUCUAGCUCCCUAUUCACUGUCCAAGGACAGAAGGGUUUGCAAAGCCAUGGCAGUCCUGUCAUUAAUAGUUUAUAUGGUGCAAAUGUGAAAUCGGACUCACAACUUCUUGGAAUACCUUCUAUAUUGAACUCUACGAAUGCAACAGGUAGCCCUGGAGGAUUGCUAAACAUUACUACAUUGAACUCAACGCCAAACAAAACUAAUACCAGAGCUGUGAACAGUUCUGGGAAUAUAAUGUUGGUCGCCCCAUCACAUACACCUCCUUUACCUGUGGCAUCCCACACCCCUCCUCAUGUUAAUGUUGGACCAAAUGGUAAUUUAACUUUUACUGGGGCCAAUAACCGGGCUAGUCCCCAAAACUGUUUAGUAGUAACUGCUCAUAAUAAUACUAGUAACACCACGGUGUGUGGCAGUGGUUCGAAUGGCAGUAAAACAGUGUCCAGUAGUGCCAUGUAUAACCUGGCCAGUAUUGCAGCAGAGCAAAAGCCUCUCGCUGUCCCAACGGGAAUGAUAGACAUUAAAACUUCAAGCACAAACAGCAAGUUAACUGUUCGAGAUCAGCUUGACAAGAAGCCAAAUAUCUCAGCUGUAUCUGGUUCACCAAGUGCUUCAAAACAUCAGAUUGUUGUGAAGCAGGAAAGUCGACAUGUGAAACAGGAACAAAUGCAGCCAACACAACCAUCUAGUGUGCAUAUUGUGAAUGCUACUUCUAAAGGAAUUGUGAGUAACACAUCAGGAAGUCAUAAUGUUAUUACAGUGUCCAGGCCAGCUGUUGGCCAAGGAGGUGCAAUAGUGCGACCACAGAUUAUAACGACCCAAACAUCACACGCUAAUGGGGCACAACAAAUGACAGUGGUUCCAAGGAUGCCCAAUGCAACUAACAGCCAGCCAAAGACCGUUCAAACAACACGAAUUAACCCACCUAUUCGAAUAGCAGCUGCACCACAGAUAAACAUCGCUCCAAGACCAGGGACGAACACCAUAACCCUGCCUCCUGGCCUUCAUGGGACAUUUAUGAUGAAGAAUGAGCAGGGUCAGAUUGUGUUGAUGUCCACAGGACAGCAUGGUGGCAUCCCCACUCAGCAGACCUCCACAUCUGCCUUACAAGGCAAAGUCAACAUACAAACAAUCAAGUCACAAGCGAGGCCUACAGGUGCACAGACUGUCCUGGCUAUACAGCAGCAGACUGGAGCUACCACUCUCCAUCCCCAUGGGGCGACAGGUACACCUCCUCAUCAGAUUGCCUCGGCUCACCCAGGGGGUAUACCUACACAGACCAUAGUGCAAACCCCAGUAUCCGCCCCUGGGGCCACAGGAGCUCAGGGGCCUUCCUUAACACCGGGUGCAUCAGCAGUGGCUCAACAGCAGGCUAUGGAACAUGUGAAAAAGUGCAAAAACUUUCUGUCCACACUAAUUAAACUGGCCUCUAGUCAACCUCCUCAGACAAUACGCAAUGUGCGGGAGCUCAUUCAACGGCUAAUAGAUGGUAAGGUUGAACCAGAGCAGUUCACAGAGAACCUACAGGUGGAGUUGAACUCUUCCCCUCAACCCAACCUCGUUCCGUUUUUAAAGAAAAGUCUGCCACUGUUGCGGCAAUCCCUGAGUCAGAAUAAGAUGACAAUAGAAGGCGUGAAAGCACCGCCGUCAGAGGUUCUGCAGGGGUCCGCCUUCCCUCACUCAUCAAGUCCCGUCUCUAUCAACACUCGUCCACACAUUCAUCAGCAGCCUCACACAAUUCAGUCUCCACACGCACAGGUCAAGCACAUCGUACGUCAGCUCACACCCCAGCAGUUGUCUCAGAUCAGAUCACAGAAACCUGUAUCCAUAUCAACGGGCUCGCCUCUGCCGGGACAAGCCACUAUUCUUACCAAAGUGGCACAUGGCAAGGCAGCCUUAUCAGGGGCCAUGCCCACCACAGUCAGUGCCCUUCAGGCACGAGUGGGCGGCAAGCACCAAGAUGCAGGUGGAGGGGCGCAACACAAGGAGAAGCGCAAGUUUGAAUCUCUCAAAGAUGCUGAUGAUGAUAUUAAUGACGUGGCCACGAUGGGUGGCGUCAACCUGUCAGAGGAGAGCAAGAAUAUUCUGGCCACUAAUGCAGACUUCAUUGGCACUCACAUACGCUCCUGUAAAGAUGAAUUGUUUUUAAACCAAGGUCCAUUAUUGGCAAAAAUUAGCUCAAUUGCAAAAAAGUAUGGUGUAACAGAUAUCCCAGCUGAUGUUGUCAGUUUAGUAUCACAGGCCACACAAGAGCGGUUACGCAAUAUUGCGGAAAGAUUAUCAACAAUAGCUGAACACAGAACAGAAAUUUACAGGAUGGAUUCAAGGUUUGAAGUUACUCAAGACACGAAGACGCAGUUAAAAUUUUUAGAGGAGAUAGAUAAGUUGGAGAAAAAGAGACACGAGGAACAGGAGAGAGAGAUUUUAUUACGGGCAGCAAAGAGUCGAUCGAAAACAGAAGAUCCUGAGCAAGCAAAAUUAAAACAGAAAGCUAAAGAGUUACAACUGGCGGAAGCGGAAGAGUUACGACAACAACAGGCAAACCAAACAGCACUGGCAGCAAUUGGGCCUCGGAAGAAGAAGAAACUAGACACUGGAGAGAGCUCAAGUACGACAUCAUUGCCGAAUGGCGUGGGUAAUACGCCUACCAGAUCAGGGGUGUCAAAUCGACCCAGAAUAAAACGUGUUAACUUAAAGGACUUAAUCUUCCUUAUGGAGCAGGAAAAGGACACAAGAAAGUCAACAACCCUGUACAAGGCAUUCCUAAAAUGAAAUAUAUCUGAAAUCUGUUUAUAUAUUUAUUUGUGACUACACAUGCACAUCUGUACAUAACUCCCUAGGAGGGGGAUAAUUUUGUAUACAAGCAUUCAUCACAAACAUUUGUCAUUCAUCAGACUGGGGAUGCAAUGCUGAUCAAACAAACUCACCAGAAUUGCAUUUAUGUGGGCCAUUGGACGUUUGCAAACUUUCAUGUCCACAACAUGUCAAACUCAUUCAGUGGACUACUUCAGAGGCACUAUGGACCUUUUCAUGGUUUCACCAUUAUGAAUUCUUAAUUUUGGAUGCCAUAUUUACUUGGAACUUGCUGGCUUGGGAAAGAAGCUAUCCCAUUGUGGACUUAGUUGCUUAUAAAGUGUCUGUUUUGGGAGAUUAAUUCAUGUCUUCUGGCAUGAAUUUAUCUGAAUUCUUCGAAUGAUGCUUGGAACUCACAGACAGCUUUUACAUACACAGUUCUUUUUCUGGAGAGCUUAUGGGUUUUCCUAGUAACAUUUGCUUGUGAAGAGCAGAAAAGUAUCCAAUUUUGUGAUGUAAUAAUUGUACCGGUAAUAACCAGACUAGGUUGUGCUACUAUUUAUGAUUUAGAGUAGCUGAAAUCACUUAACAGAUCACAGAUUAGAGGUGUUGUCUGUGUAGCAUGAUUUGUAUGUAUCACACAAUUUCUAUUAUUUAUUAAAGAUGUAAAUGUUUCAGUGGUUAGUUGAGAUGGAGGAGCAUGUAGUUGUAAGUGAGAAUCUAGAUAGUAGACUGAAUAUCGCAGCAGAUCGCUCAGACGUGACCUCAGUAAGCUCUUCCUUCCUGAGAAUCUAGACUAAAUAUCGCAUAUCACUGGGAUGUAGUUUUCGUCAUCUCUCACAGACUCCACCCUUCACUUGUCUCAUCUUACUCCUGAAUCACUGCAUGCAGGGCCACAUGAUCAUUUUCUAUCAGUGUGUCCUUACUUCACUUUUUAUCCAAGCCCCAUUGCCCUCAACAAGCAUACUAGAAGAUGGUUUCAUGAUGACGAUUAUUCAUCCUCUUGAGAAUUUUAUCCGUUCUACACACUGCACUUUUGACAUCCCUUGCUUAAAUUUACUGAUAUGUGUGAAUUUUGAUAAAUCAAGGCUGUAUCCCAAGGCGGUACUUUUACCUGUAAACAGAGAAUUCUUUUACAUCAUUCCAUUGACAUAUUCUGAUAACACCUUUCUCUGUAGAGCAAAAUACAAAAACCUACUUUUUAUGCUCUUUCCGGUUGUUUUAAGCGUGUUUACUGGUGACAGCAUAUAUAUGAUACGGAUACUAGCAUCUUCAUAUUAAAGACUGAUGAUACCAUUUCUCUGAUAUAAAUAUAAUCCUUAAAACCACAUGUUUCACUGACUGGUUGUUCUGUCAACUCUCGUUGCAUGCAAGGGACACUAGUUUUAAUUGUAAUCUUCAUAGAAGUAUAUAGCAAGAAGAGUACAGUGAAAAUCAAUUUCUUCCCCCAGACACUGAGCGGUUUCCUGCCACCUUAAUGCUGGCCGCCGUCGUGUAGGUAAAAAUAGUAUGGUGUAUAACACCAGUCAAAGAAAUAAAUAGAUAACUAUUAUUUCAUGUCCCACGUGGUCUGGCUCAGCUCUCUCUCUCUCUUUCUC
Messenger RNA from Liolophura sinensis, 4583 nucleotides. RefSeq names its product transcription initiation factor TFIID subunit 4-like. The record is from RefSeq and is a predicted model, not a curated record. Gene Ontology annotation, biological process: transcription initiation at RNA polymerase II promoter; DNA-templated transcription. The coding region runs from base 1 to 2964 and encodes 987 amino acids. Gene Ontology annotation, cellular component: transcription factor TFIID complex. Lineage: Eukaryota; Metazoa; Mollusca; Polyplacophora; Chitonida; Chitonidae. Gene Ontology annotation, molecular function: DNA binding; protein heterodimerization activity; RNA polymerase II general transcription initiation factor activity. The transcript is spliced from 14 exons.